This is a messenger RNA of Naegleria fowleri, 1197 nucleotides long. RefSeq lists its product as uncharacterized. The record is from RefSeq and is a predicted model, not a curated record. Gene Ontology annotation, molecular function: pyruvate dehydrogenase (acetyl-transferring) kinase activity. Lineage: Eukaryota; Heterolobosea; Eutetramitea; Acrasida; Naegleriidae. Gene Ontology annotation, biological process: regulation of glucose metabolic process; protein phosphorylation. The coding region runs from base 1 to 1197 and encodes 398 amino acids. The transcript is spliced from 4 exons. Gene Ontology annotation, cellular component: mitochondrion.
AUGACCACAGGACAUUCAAGUCAUCAUAACCAUACAUCAUCUCAUCACACUUCAAAUGAUCCAGGAAGAGAUGGUGGAGCAACACUACCCGUGGAUUUAUCGACAGUGUAUGACUUUGCACGACAACCUUCUGCAUCCAUUACCUUAAAUAUGGUCAUGAACUUUGGUUUAAAACUUAACAAACAAACACUAUUAAAUAGCUCUCAUUGGUUGAAAGAAGAAUUACCAAAACGUCUAGGAAGACAAGUAAGACAAUUAGACAAUUUACCAAAUGGAUUAAAUUUAAUGCCAUCUGUAAGAUUAGUCAGAGAUUGGUAUAUGACCAGUUUCAAUGAUAUUUAUUAUGCGAAAAAACCAAAGACAAUGGAAGAAGAAUUACAUUUCACAAAAAUUCUUCAAGGAAUUUUCACUAGACACCAUCCGACAAUGAUUAGUGUUGCUAAAGGUGUGAAUGAGUUAAAAAUGAAAUUAAGAGAAUCAAUUUAUCAGAAUGAUGCUAACUUUGAUUUGGCAGAAUUUUCUGAGCUUCAUACUGCAUUGGAUUCAUUUUACAUUAAUAGAAUUGGAAUGAGAAUGUUAAUUGGACAACAUUUGGCAUUACAUGAACAGCUCACUAAACCAUUGAAUGGAUAUGCUGGAUUAAUUUGUAUGAAUACUAAUCCUUUGCUUGUUGCAAAAGAUGCCAUUGAGGAUGCAGCUGAUUUAUGUAGAAUGUCAUAUGGAGAUGCUCCAGAAGUCAUGAUUAUUGGAAGAACUGAUUUGGAAUUUCCAUACAUUCCAAGUCAUUUGUAUUAUAUUUUCUUUGAGCUGUUGAAAAAUUCAAUGAGAGCUGUGGUUGAGAAUCAUCAUGGUAAACAACUACCAAAGGUGCAAAUCAUCAUUGCUGAUGGAGGAAGUGAUAAGGAGAAUAUUUCAAUUAAGAUUAGUGAUGAAGGAAAGGGCAUUCCAAGAAAGGACAUGCACAAGAUUUGGUCCUAUCUGUAUACUACUGCAAAGGUGAAUCAGGACAUGUCCAAAAUAGAAGAAUUCACUGAUAGUCAUGCACCACUUGCAGGUUUCGGCUAUGGAUUGCCCCUUAGCAGAUUGUAUGCCAAGUAUUGGGGUGGUGAUUUGAGUGUCAUGUCCAUGGAAGGCUAUGGAACCGAUUGUUACUUGUAUUUGCACUGUCUAGGAGAAAAGGAAGAAGUUAUUCACUAA